AUGUUUCGCGCUCAGCAGAAUGCCUUUGAUGAUGCGGUCGGUGAGUUUGCGGCCAUCCUGUAUCUUGGGACUGCUCGUACCUUUAUGGCCAAGGCAACCGACGAGAACCUGACAUCCGAGAACUGGGAAUACAUUCUGGAUGUCUGUGACAAGGUUGCUGCCGAGGAAUCAGGCGCAAAGGAGGCGGUUGCUGCCAUGAUCAAGAGAAUGGCUCACAGAAACGCCAAUGUGCAACUUUAUACUCUUGAGCUCGGUAAUUCGCUGUCGCAGAACUGUGGCCCUAAGAUUCAUCGCGAGUUGGCCUCGAGAAGCUUCACUGAUGCGCUACUGCGCCUGGCAAGUGAUCGUAAUACGCAUCAACAAGUCAAGUCCAAGAUUCUGGAGCGUAUGGAAGAAUGGACUGAGAUGUUCUCAUCUAACCCAGAUUUCGGGAUUAUGGAGCAAGCAUACAUGAAGUUGAAGACCUCAAACCCCAACCUUCAACCCCCUUCGAAGCCGGUGAAGAGCGCGAUUACGGAUAUUGACAGACAGAAAGAAGAUGAGGAACUACAAAUGGCCCUAGCUCUCUCUGUCAAGGAUAAGGCUCCUCCAGUUCCCGUCGCUCAAGCCGGGCCAUCUGCGGCGGCUGCGGCUGCGGCAUCGCGACCCGAAACUACUUCGCCUGCAGCUGAGUUGCCGGCUGCUGCUUCCGGACCUGUGCCAUCUGGUACUUCAGCUGCCACUGUUUCGCGAGUCCGCGCCUUGUUCGAUUUCCAGCCCUCAGAGCCUGGGGAGCUUCAGUUCCGCAAGGGUGAUGUAAUUGCUGUCUUGGAAUCAGUCUACAAGGACUGGUGGAAGGGUUCUUUGAGGGGCCAGACGGGAAUCUUUCCUCUCAAUUAUGUCGAAAAACUUACAGACCCCACUGUUGAGGAGUUGCAGCGCGAGGUGCAAAUGGAGGGCGAUGUCUUUGGUCAGAUUAAGAACGUUGAGAAGCUUCUGACCCUGUUGAGUACUCGAAGCUCCGAUCUUAAUGUGCAGGAGAACGAGGAGAUUACCAAUCUCUACCAUUCUACCGUUGCUAUUCGGCCGAAGCUUAUUGAGUUGAUUGGGAAGUACUCGCAGAAAAAAGAUGAAUUUACCCAGCUUAAUGAGAAGUUCAUCAAAGCCCGCCGCGACUACGAGUCUUUACUAGAGGCUUCCAUGGCUCAUCCGACACAACCUUAUGCGCGACCUGGUCAGUCCCAGUAUGGCUAUCCUGGCGCUGCUCCUGCUGGAUACCCUCCCCAAGCAGAUCAACGAUACUUUAGCCCUCAGCCUCAAGAAGCCCAACCUCCACAGGCCCAACCAAGUGCAUACUAUGGUGCGGAGCAGACAAUGCCUUAUCGUCCUGCAUCUCAUUCACCCGAUCCUCGUGCGCAGUUUGCAGGUGGACCUCAGCAACAGCCGGUGCCGCAACAGGCACCUCCAUCUGAUGCUUACCCACCUGGCACCUCUGUAUAUGACUCUCCCGUGGAACAUCCUGCUGGCCACCGCCCAGCUUAUCCUCUCAGUGGUCAAGCACCACCAGCCGGCCACCAGCAUUUCCAACAUCAAUCCCAGGGGCAGGAUUAUUCGGCCCCUGUCUACUCGGGUGAAGAGACAGCUCAGCAGCCCCCUGCCUCUCAAUACCCACCACAGCAAGCGCCGCAACAACCUCCAUACCCCAACUCCCCGGCUGCUCAUCAAGCCCCUUCUCACCAGCCACCUCCGGUCCCUGGAUCAGCACAGCCGUCUUCGCAAUACACUGCUUUUAACCCCGCUCCCUCGGCUCCUCCAGGUGGCGCAGAAUAUCAGGCAUAUCAGCCUCCGCAGGGCGGUGUUUCCCCCUCAAACCCUGCUACAUUCUACAGAUAA
This is a messenger RNA of Penicillium longicatenatum, 1872 nucleotides long. Its product is annotated as ESCRT-0 subunit protein HSE1. The record is from RefSeq and is a predicted model, not a curated record. Gene Ontology annotation, molecular function: phosphatidylinositol binding; ubiquitin binding. NCBI's taxonomy places the organism in Eukaryota, Fungi, Ascomycota, Eurotiomycetes, Eurotiales, Aspergillaceae. The transcript is spliced from 10 exons. Gene Ontology annotation, cellular component: ESCRT-0 complex. The coding region runs from base 1 to 1872 and encodes 623 amino acids. Gene Ontology annotation, biological process: protein transport to vacuole involved in ubiquitin-dependent protein catabolic process via the multivesicular body sorting pathway.